Molecule: messenger RNA, 2028 nt
Organism: Lasiodiplodia theobromae
Lineage: Eukaryota; Fungi; Ascomycota; Dothideomycetes; Botryosphaeriales; Botryosphaeriaceae
Product: ABC-1 domain-containing protein
Exons: 2
Coding region: 1-2028 (675 amino acids)
Source: RefSeq, a predicted model, not a curated record
AUGUACAAUGGCUUGCCUCGCAUCUGCAGAGCUCCGUGUCAUGCACUACAGCUGACCUGCCCCGCCGCCGCCCGCACCGCGCAGACGCAAUCAUCCAUCGCCCUUCGCCGCUCCCUCCAAACCGCCCAGAAAUCCGCAAAGAAGCAGAAACGACCCACUCAGGCGACCGCUACGGCAACCUCUACCCCGCCUCCGCACGCAUCCUCCCCAUCGUCCUCGUUUCCGCGCACGCAAAAAUGGGCCCGCCGGCUGGCAUGGACCGGCGCGGUGCUAGGCGGCAUCUACAUCGCCGACACGCAAUGGAACAACGCGGCCGUGACGCGAUCAAUGCGGACGUUCAAGACGGGCCUGGUGAUCGGAGUGGACUACAAGAUCAACUUCCGGGCGGACCCGCCGUUCGCCGAGUCGCUGGCCGAGGUGCACAACCGCAACGCGGAGCGCGUCUUCAACCUGCUGCGCGAGAACGGCGGGCUGUACCUGAAGAUCGGCCAGGCGAUCGCGAUGCAGAGCGCGAUCCUGCCGCCCGAGUUCCAGAAGAUGUUCGCGCGCAUGUUCGACGAUGCGCCGCAGAAUGGGUGGGAGGAUGUGGAGAGGGUGGUGCGUGAGGACUUUGGGGGAAAGGGCCCGGAGGAGGUGUUUGGGGUGAGUUUUACGGGAGAGGAGGGGAAGGGGGUCAUGGAGAGAACGGCGAGGGCUAGCGCGAGCGUGGCGCAGGUGCAUUGGGCGAGGUUGCCUGAUGGGAGAGAGGUCGCGGUCAAAAUCCAGAAGAGGGAGAUUGCGGCGCAGGUGGGAUGGGACCUUUGGGCUUUCAAGGUCAUGGCGAGAGUGUAUACCUGGUGGUUUGACCUGCCGUUAUAUUCGCUGGUGCCGUACAUUUCGGAGCGGUUGAUGCUGGAGACAGAUUUCGAAAACGAGGCGGAUAAUUCGGAAAAGAUGAAGCAGCUGGUCGAGAACGAGCCACGGCUACGCGGACGCGUGUACAUCCCGAAGGUAUACCGUGAGCUCAGCAGUAAGCGCGUCAUGACCGCCGAGUGGAUAGAGGGAACCAGGCUGUGGGAUAAGGAAGGCGUCACAAACCAUUGGAGAGGGGGGUGGCGUGAGGGAAGCCCAGGAUGCAAUGGCUCACCACUUGAUCCUCCCUCGAAAGAAGCUGUCUCGUCGAUAUCACACAAUGACCCCAACCAGGAGCAACUCAAACCUCAGAGAGAUUCAUGGCGCGGAACGGACGGGAAGGGAGGUCUUGGUCUCUCACUCAGGGAUGUCAUGACCACCAUGGUUGAUUUGUUCAGCGCGCAAAUGUUCCUCUGGGGGAUCGUUCAUUGUGAUCCUCAUCCUGGUAACAUCUUCGUGCGGCGCCUGCCCAACGGGAAGCCGGAGAUCGUACUUAUCGACCACGGCCUGUACAUUCAGAUGAAUCCCGACUUCCGGCACCAGUACGCGCUUUUAUGGAAGUCUCUUAUGACAUUUGACAAUGCCACCAUCGCUGAGAUCGUCAAGGGCUGGGGCAUCGGCUCGCCGGACCUCUUCGCCAGUGCAACGCUGAUGCGACCGUACACGGGCGGCGACAACUCGACGUCGGCUGAGAUCCGGAAGGGUGUGAAGGGGAAGACGGAGGGAGAGCGGGCGUACGAAAUGCAAAUGAAGAUGCGAGCGGGCGUCAAACAGAUUCUAACCGACGAGACCAAGUGGCCGCGCGAGCUCAUAUUCAUUGGGCGCAACUUGCGAAUCGUCCAGGGUAACAACCAGUUUCUCGGCAGCCCCGUCAAUCGCAUCAAAAUCACCGGUCUGUGGGCUAGCCGCGCACUGGCAGAGAGCAGAGACUUACCCGUCAGUGAGCGACUGAGGAACUGGGUCAAGCAUCUAAAGUUCCGGUUCGUGCUACUGGGCAGCGAUGCCGUUUGGUGGUACGCGUGGGUCAAGCAGAAGUUGGGAUUGGGAGGUGGCAUGGAAGAGGAGAUCGAGGCGCAGAUGAAAGUCAUGGCCAAGGAUAUGGGCAUUGAGCUCAACCAUGGCGUUUUUGAGGGCUGA